AUGGUAACGGCUACCAAGACCAAUGGAUCCAUCGCAUCAUCCAAUGCCAGUGCCAGUGUCAGUGCUAAAGAAGCCAACAACACCAGGUUCCGUCACCGCAAGAUCUCGGUCAAGCAACGACUCCAGGUUUACAAUGCAUCGGACCUCCGAAAACUCGAUAAAGAUGAGCUGCAACAGCGAGAACUCGUCGAGAUCGAAACCGGUGUCGACAAAAACGAAGAGCGGGAAGAACAUUUGCACCGCAUCUUGCAGAAAAAUCAGCUGGCACGCACAGAGCUUUAUAUCCCAACACCCGAUGCGUCCCGAACAUGGCCCGAAUAUUCGCAUUUUUACCAGGGAAAAUUCGAAGAGCCCAAAAGCUAUAUCAGGUUUUCUGCCACGGUCGAAGACUGCUGCGGGAACAGCUAUAACAUGGACGAGCGCGACGAAGAGUUUUUAAACUCCACGUUUGGAACGACCACGGAUUCCGCAAACAAUGCCAAUCCUGAGCUGUCCGAAAACGAAUUCGAGCUCAUGUGUAGCAGUUUCGAGACCGCCAUUCACGAGCGACAACCGUUUCUUAGCAUCGAUCCGGAAAAUAUACUGACGCUCGAGGAAAUCAAGCCGACCAUCCUGAAAAGUGAUCUGGGCGAUGCAGGUAUAAAGAACCAUUUGGCCAAAGAAAUAGGUCUUCAACCACCACAACCUUUCGUUACGCAAUUCGAUAUUGCUAGCAGCCACGAUUGUCGUCCUUUACAAGUCCUGGUCGAGAAAUACGGUAGCCAGGUAUAUCAGCAUUGGAAAACCCGAAAGAUCGAAGCGCAUGGUAACGAAAUCAGUCCGCAACUCAAAUUCGAAAAACACGGCGGUGAACGCGAUGAGAACGAUCCCUACGUGUGUUUCCGUAGACGAGAAGUACGACAGGCCCGUAAAACGCGAAGAAUCGAUUAUCAAAAUAGUCACAAGCUGCGGCUUUUACAACAACAAUUACAAUACACCAAGAAACUCGCAUUGCUGGUUGCCAAAAGAGAGCAAACCACAUUGGACAUUCUAAAGCAGGAUCUAAGGGUUUUUGAAUUGCGGCGCGAUAUCAAACCUGUGAAGCGUGCGCUAGGAAUAAAGGGUGAAGACGAUCAUCUAUUGGUUGAUGCCAAGAAACGCAAACUUGUGAGCAGCGUUGUCCUGAGCGCGCCCGUCGAACCCGUUUCCAAGAAAUCCAAAUCAAAACUUAAGAAAGCUCAAGCAGAUUCCUCAAGUUCCAAAAAUGUAGCUUCCAAAUCUAACAAACACAGCCAGUCGCAACAGGCACAAGCUUCCCACCAGCAACCUGCUCAACAGCAAUCGCAGCAGAAACAGUUGCAGCAAGCACAUCAUCAACAGCAGCAACAACAACAAUUACAACAACAACAGCAGCAGCAACAGCAGCAGCAGACACAGGCCGCUCAGCAGCAGAAACAACAGGCCAACUCUGUGGCUGCCCAUGUGUACGUCAAGCUGCCCAGCUCCAAGAUCCCGGACAUUCUGCUCGAAGACGUAGACAAACUUUUGGUGUCCAAGGAAAAAAGUGCCAAAAACUACGUGGAGGAAAGAAUGCGGAACCGCAGACUCGAGGACGGCGAUCUAUUUUUCAAUCUGACCGACGAUCCGUACAAUCCUGUUUUCGACAUCACCGUUCCGGCAAACGUUUCUGCCAGCAACGCACCAUUUACUUCGAUUGCAUCUUCGAGAUUCGAGGCACAGCGAUCCUACUACGCCCCAAAUUUGGAAGAUUACCUCAGUGGUAAGUCCAAAGACGUCACUGUUGUUGGUAAAGACGGCGAUAUCAUCAACAAUCCCAAAUAUUCCAGAAUCGAGAGGUUCAACCCUUUCCAAGACGAUAGCGAGGUUUACACCCGGGAACUGCCUUUCAAGCUGAGAAGACGUGUGGGUCGUUUUGGCACCGAAUACCUCGAUGUGCUCAGGCCACGCGAGAGCUUUUCGCCUAUCAGUGAGUUCAUGGAUCUUUCCGAGAUUGAUCGACAAGAGCGCACCAACGACGUGGUGGACGUUUACGACUCCAAAUUGGACGCUCUAACAAGACUGCACGACCGCUGGAAACACGAUUCCGAUUACAACAGCUACGGCGCCCAUUUUUCGCACGAGCCCGCGCGACUCAACCAGAUUUCCAACGACACCCAGACUAUUCGGUUCGGGACCAUGCUUGGAAGCAAAUCGUACGAACAGCUGCGCGAUGCCACUUUCAAAUACCGUCAGGACAUGUACAGCCAGCGCCGGGUCCACAAAAGCUUUGCGUCCCCGAAGCAUCCGUCCACCACCAACAACAACAAAUUGAACAACGGAUCUUCGCCCGCUGCAUCCUCCUCCUCACCCAACGGCAUGUCCUCCGCUUCUGCGAGAACCACCUCUGCGUCGUCCUCGCUGAAAAAGAACACACACUCAAAUGCAAACACAACUGCAGCUGCCAAGCAGCAACAGCACAUCACAUCAGUGAACUAG
Molecule: messenger RNA, 2475 nt
Organism: Lachancea sp. 'fantastica'
Lineage: Eukaryota; Fungi; Ascomycota; Saccharomycetes; Saccharomycetales; Saccharomycetaceae
Source: the annotation of a GenBank genome assembly